AUGCAUUCUCUUUUGCCAUUCACAAUACUCUUGAGCAGCUUUGCUGUCAAGGUUCUCGGCGAUACUCAGUUCGUCACGCCCGGAUCAGCCGGAUCAGACAGUUGGCGAAACAAUCCGGGCUUCGAUGUGGGAGAGAGCAUGAACGUGGAAUGGGAGACGGACCUCGACGAGACGAAUCUUCUACUAUGGCAGGAUUAUCCUCCUGCUGGUGGCGGCACACAAUUUUUCUUCCAAUACAGAGAAAACACCACGUCAACCAGCUACAUCUGGAAGGUCGGAUUCGACGGCUUCUCCACCGACGUCAAGAAGGGAGAGGAUGCUGUAUUCCACUGGACACUCUAUGCUGCCGGUGGAACCACCGACUCCGUCGCCAACUCGCAAGCCUUCAACGUUACCGUACCUAAUGAUGAACCAUCGACGACGACCAGAACACAGACACAUACCAGCGGGGCGAGUCCGACCAGUACAACCACUUCAUCCACCGACGAACCGACCUCAGAACCGACCGAGACUUCGACUAAUGAUAGCUCGAGCUUAUCUACAGGCGCCGUCGCGGGCAUCGCUGUUGGAGCCACCAUCGGAGGUAUCUUAGCCUUGGGCGGUUUGGGCUUUCUCCUAUGGAGACGUUUCCGCAAGGGUCCCUCGACUGCUUCCGCUGCUGCUGUAGAACAAGAGAAAGCCCAGACCCAGCCUCAGCAGCCGCAAGCAGGUGCUACAGACUAUUACAAACCCCCUCAGGCUCCGACGGAACUUUCUGGCCAGUCUUGGAACCCAGGUCAAAGCGAGUAUGCUCGGGGUCCCGGUGGCCUUCAUGAAGCACCAUAA
This is a messenger RNA of Fusarium keratoplasticum, 825 nucleotides long. RefSeq lists its product as uncharacterized. The transcript has 2 exons. The coding region runs from base 1 to 825 and encodes 274 amino acids. NCBI's taxonomy places the organism in Eukaryota, Fungi, Ascomycota, Sordariomycetes, Hypocreales, Nectriaceae. The record is from RefSeq and is a predicted model, not a curated record.